UUUUGCGCAGGCAGAACAACGGACAGCCUGUGUGUGUGUGUGUGUGUGUGUGUGUGUGUGUGUGUGUGUGUGUGUGUGUGUGUGUGUGUGUGUGUGUGUGUGUGUGUAACGCUGCACGUGGGUCAUGAGCUGGUUAAUGUUUAUGACUUUCUGCGCUGGAAGUCGGAGUGUUUUAUCCAACCGCACAAACCUUUUACUGGCUGCUAAAAUGACCACAGACUCACAUUGGCUAAGUGCAACAGAAAGAGAGCAUGCGCUGAUGGAGUUAAAGGCAACAGGAUGGGUGGAGCUGGAGGAGCGAGACGCGCUGUAUAAAGAGCUGCACUUCAAAACCUUUAAUCAGGCGUUUGGAUUCAUGUCUCGAGUGGCUCUGCAGGCAGAGAAGAUGAACCAUCAUCCGGAGUGGUUCAAUGUUUAUAAUAAGGUCCAGAUCACGUUAACAACACAUGAUUGUGGAGGCCUGUCAAAGAAAGACAUCCGUCUCGCCAAAUUCAUUGAUAAAGUCACUCUGAAGAUGUAGUGCUGUAAAAUCGUGUCACAUCAAUGGACUCUUGCUGAGGUCUGGACUGAUCUGGGACUUGACAGAAACACUUUGGUUUAAAAAGUUCUUUAGUUACUGGAAACAAAUGUAUAAAUAAAUAAAGACUCUGAGUAUC
Molecule: messenger RNA, 656 nt
Organism: Tachysurus fulvidraco (yellow catfish)
Lineage: Eukaryota; Metazoa; Chordata; Actinopteri; Siluriformes; Bagridae
Product: pterin-4-alpha-carbinolamine dehydratase 2
Exons: 4
Coding region: 125-520 (131 amino acids)
Biological process (GO): tetrahydrobiopterin biosynthetic process
Molecular function (GO): 4-alpha-hydroxytetrahydrobiopterin dehydratase activity
Source: RefSeq, a predicted model, not a curated record